Molecule: messenger RNA, 3918 nt
Organism: Priapulus caudatus
Lineage: Eukaryota; Metazoa; Priapulida; Priapulimorpha; Priapulimorphida; Priapulidae
Product: transmembrane protein 132E-like
Exons: 6
Coding region: 1-1542 (513 amino acids)
Source: RefSeq, a predicted model, not a curated record
AUGAGGCUCGUGUCGUACAUAGUGGCCAGGAGAGAUACUGUGGGAUACGACGUUUUCGAAGACAACAGUAACGUUCUGGCUGCCGGAACCGACGCCGAUGAUGACGAUACCUCAUGUCACCUGCGCUAUCAGCAGUCUACGUACAGCGUCUACGCCAGGUUUGUAGCAAAGGAUGAUAGUGAGAAGAACAUCUACCUGCUGGGUAGGAAGACACAGUUCCUCGUCACGCACCUGGUGAAGGACCUCCUGCGUGUGUCCGACAGCCGCAUUGCCGCGCUGCGAGAUGGAUACGUCGAGGGACAGAGUCAGGGACGCACCGAGAUACAGGUUCUCAGCCCCCUGACGGGUCGCGUCAUCGGCGCGCGCGAGCUGCGCGUCGGCAACGACAAGGUCGCCGUCGCCUCGCUGAGGGUCAAGGUCAUCUCGGGCAUCCUGCUGACCCUGUACCCGGACCACGACGUCAAGGACACGUACGUGGCACGCAGUGCUGUGCAGAGCACUCUAACGAGCAAGUACCAGGAGGGGCUGCUGGACGUCCACCUGCUGUUUUCGGACGGCACGGACACAGCGUUGACCGAUGUGCCGGACAGCAACUAUCUGCUGAACGUCGUCACCAAGGACAAGGGCGUCGUCGAGUUCUCAUCGAUGCCCUAUGACAGCUUCCCUCGAGUCAUCGCAGUCGGUCCAGGUAAGGGAGAUCUGCUGCGUGUUUCUGUCGAGCUGGGAGACAUGUGUCUGCGUCGACGCUCACCUCCGCUCGCCGCCACCGCCACCUACGUCGAAGUUGACUUCAGCAAGGCAGCGGCGGCGCGCGCCUACGAUGGUGGCGCCCUCAUGGAGCUGCAGAACGAUGGCCGCUUCCUCGCCAGCAACCAAGCGAGCGUUCGCGAUGACGAGCCGUUCCACAAAUACCGCGCAAUCGGCAGCGCCCCCUACACCGAUGAUGAGAAGAAGCCAGCGGCGGCGGUGGCGGCCGGCGCCGACGGGAAAUCAGCGCCGAUGCGGGACGAGCGGCGCCCCCUGCUGACGCGCUCGCCGUCGUUCUCACCGCUCGAGAUCGGCAUGUACGUGCUGCUCGGCAUCUUCUGCAUCGCCAUCGUCGUCUUCGUCGUCAACUGCGUCGUGUUCGCGACGCGCUACCGCCGCAAGCGCGUGCCGGCGCGCGACACCGUCUCGGACGCGCCGGACUGGGUCUACGUCGGCCGCGCGACACUCGAGCGGCAGUCUGUCGUCAUUGACCCCGGCGCGACCCUCAUCCGCCAGUCCGACUUCAACGGCAACGCGGCCGGGGGCGGCGGCGGGGGCGACAUCGACUCUGGGCACGUGACAGAGACGACGUCGAACAACAACAGCAACCGCAACAGCACGCACUCGUACCAGGGCUCGGAGAUCAGCAUCCGGCUCACACCGAACCCGCAUCCCAGUUGCCGCAGCGACGGCGGUGGUGGCGGCGACGGCGUGCAGUGGGACUACGAGGCAAUGGGACUCACCUACGAUCAGCUGAAGGACUACUUUGACAACCUCAAGGAGUCAAAUGCGUAACGCGCACACCGCGCCGCUGCCAGGAGGUGUCGUCGGUGCCACCAGAUGGCGCCCCGACUGACCGUCGCCACCGCCGUGCUUUGCCAGGCAGGUCGUCAUGGGAACUGUAGCCGGGCAUGGCUCUUGGGUGGUUUUGCGCCUUAGUCGAUCAGGCAGUUGUGAUGUACGGCACUCACCAGGGGGCGCUAGGUAUGGCACUGCCGGCUACAGUGGCGAUCGGACCAUGACCUGAUGUAUCAGUGCUGCAUCGGCGGAGGUGACGACGGAUGCCUAGUUCGUUAGAGGAGACGAAUAGCAAUGCCGUCACUCCAGGAGCGACACGAUGAUUAAUAGCUGCCACGGCGCAAGCGGGAUCCAUCAUCUCCUGGCAUCUCUCCCAUCCUGGGAUCUCUCCCAUCCUGGGAUCUCGCCUAUCAUGGGAUCUCUCUUAUCAUGGGAUCUCUCCCAUCCUGGGAUCUCUCCCAUCUUGGGAUCUCUCCCAUCCUGGGAUCUCCUCCAUCUUGGGAUCUCUUCCAUCCUGGGAUCUCUUCCAUCCUAGGAUCUCUCCCAUCCUGGGAUCUCUCCUAUCAUGGGAUCUCUCCCAUCCUGGGAUCUCUCCCAUCCUGGGAUCUCUCCCAUCCUGGGAUCUCUCCCAUCCUGGGAUCUCUCCCAUCCUGGGAUCUCUCCUAUCAUGGGAUCUCUCCUAUCAUGGGAUCUCUCCCAUCCUGGGAUAUCUCCCAUCUUGGGAUCUCUUCCAUCCUGGAAUCUCUCCCAUCUUGGGAUCUCUCCCAUCCUGUGAUCUCUCACAUCCUGGGAUCGCUCUUAUCAUGGGAUCUCUCCCCUCCUGGGAUCUCUCCUAUCAUGGGAUCUCUCCCAACCUGGGAUCUCUCCCAACCUGGGAUCUCUCCCAUCUUUAGAUCUCUUCUAUCAUGGGAUCUCUCCCAUCCCGGGAUUUCGCAUCUUGGAUGCAUGACGUAGCGCGACAUGGUGUCUAGUAAUCGCUAGAGUUGUCACCUGUGCUUGCAACGUGCGGCCCGCGCGUACGUACGAUGACUGGCUCCGAUUCAAUGCUCGAACCGACGUAGACAAACCAUCGAAAUCAGUAAAUCUUAAAACACUGAAAAGAUUAAAUUAGCUACUGACAUUGAGUUUUCCGCCGCCGCGAACCACGAUGGGCGAGACAAACAAGAGAGCACUUGGGUGGUGCAGCUACUCGGAGGUCUGCCCUCCGUCCCUCUACCUUAAGUCGCAAGGAUGUAUGAAAUGCAGUCUUAAUACCUAUCUAACGUACGCAACGUGUCGGUUUUUCAGAAGGUUGCUUCAAGGUCACUGCGGAGGUCGUAUCUCUAUAUAUAUUUAUUUAUUUAUCGUGCCGUGCCCUGCACUGAAUUUUAUGGUACUACAUACAUAUACAUAUACAUGAAAAUAUAUACGCAGUAAAUUUAGCGUAAAUUCAACUUUUUAUGAACUCUUGUUCUAUCAUCGAUGACAGGAAUCUGUGUAAUUAAUUACUAGUUGUUAAUUGGGAGAAAGUUUGCCGUUAAUAUAGUGUUAUCAUACGUUAAUAUAGUGUUAUCAUACGUGUGAGAGAAGUCGUGUGCCGUGCAACGUUUGAGAGCACGGCGUGCCAUUAGUUGGAGUGGGCGUGGGGGCAGAGAGUACGCGUGUUCCACAGAUACGAAUGAACGAUUGCAGGACUUUCACUGCGUAUGUCGAUUGUUCGCGUAUCGGAAGUGGAUUGGUCGCCGUGGUUCCGUCGUGUCGGACGGAUGGCGCGGUGUGUAGUGUCCGCGUUCGUCGACGUUUAUAGCGGCGGGAACCGGUAAUGUUAUGUACGGCGAUCACACACCGUGUAUUUGUAAUUUCACUCGUGGUUUCACCUGCGCGACAGAAACUGCUGCUUAACGGUGUAACUGUGAGCGUGAAACGUCCUAAGCUGGACCAGACCGAGAGUCCCAGAGAGCACCUCAUAUAUCUCACUUCAUGUCCCUUUAUAGAUCAGUGAGAGAGUUUUGUUCACACAUUCGUUGUUGACGGCGAUAUAGCAUCUAAGUAUCAGUCACAGGUCUACGCAUGGAAUUUUAAAAUGCAUUUCUCAUUUCAGAUAGCCUCCUCUAACAGCUAUAGUGUAGGAAGCAACGGCGUAUUUUAAUUGUCACACACACGCACGCACACACGCUCUUUUACAUUUUCAAUGUUCGAAUGUUGUGGUUUUGCCGCAUUCUGAGCGUAAGAUGCAUGCAUACAUCUAUAACACUAGUGAUUUGGCUUUUUUACAGCGCGUACGUGUAGCAUAUAAAGGGCGCUAGGGUUGCAGUGUUCGUGUGCGUGUGUAUCGCUGACAUUUUCCUCACACAUCACGCGCACGCACGCACGCACGCACGCACGCACGCACGC